AUGGACCGGGCGGCGCUGACGGUUGGGCCGGGGAUGGACAUGCCGAUAAUGCACGACGGCGACCGCUACGAGCUCGUCAAGGACAUCGGCUCCGGCAACUUCGGCGUCGCGCGCCUCAUGCGCAACCGCGCCGACGGACAGCUCGUCGCCGUCAAGUACAUCGAGCGAGGGGAGAAGAUUGACGAGAACGUGCAGCGGGAGAUCAUCAACCACCGGUCGCUGCGCCACCCCAACAUCAUCCGCUUCAAGGAGGUCAUCCUCACCCCGACGCACCUCGCCAUCGUCAUGGAGUACGCCUCCGGCGGGGAGCUCUUCGAGCGCAUCUGCAACGCCGGCAGGUUCAGCGAGGACGAGGCCCGUUUCUUUUUCCAGCAGCUGCUAUCAGGAGUCAGCUACUGCCACUCCAUGCAAGUAUGUCAUCGUGACUUGAAGCUGGAGAACACCCUGUUGGACGGGAGCACAGCUCCUCGCCUCAAGAUAUGUGACUUUGGCUAUUCAAAGUCUUCGGUUCUUCAUUCACAGCCAAAAUCAACUGUUGGAACUCCAGCGUACAUUGCUCCUGAGGUCCUGCUGAAGAAGGAAUAUGAUGGAAAGAUUGCUGAUGUGUGGUCGUGUGGAGUAACGCUUUAUGUUAUGUUAGUUGGUGCAUAUCCUUUUGAGGAUCCUGACGAGCCAAAGAAUUUCAGGAAGACAAUUCAGAGGAUAUUGAGUGUGCAGUACUCUAUUCCAGAUUAUGUCCACAUAUCAACCGAGUGCGGAGAUCUUAUUUCGAAGAUCUUUGUUGGCAAUCCAGCUACUAGAAUCACAAUCCCCGAGAUAAGAAACCAUCCAUGGUUCUUGAAGAAUCUCCCAGCUGAUCUAAUAGAUGAUAGCACAAUGAGCAACCAGUAUGAGGAGCCUGAACAGCCGAUGCAGAGUAUGGACGAGAUCAUGCAGAUCCUGGCUGAGGCCACUAUACCGGCAGCUGGUUCUCGAAUCAACCAGUUCUUGAACGAUGGUCUUGACCUUGACGAUGACAUGGAAGAUCUUGAUUCAGACCCUGACCUUGACGUGGAAAGCAGUGGGGAGAUAGUAUAUGCUAUGUGA
Molecule: messenger RNA, 1086 nt
Organism: Brachypodium distachyon (stiff brome)
Lineage: Eukaryota; Viridiplantae; Streptophyta; Magnoliopsida; Poales; Poaceae
Product: serine/threonine-protein kinase SAPK10
Exons: 8
Coding region: 1-1086 (361 amino acids)
Biological process (GO): intracellular signal transduction; protein phosphorylation
Cellular component (GO): nucleus
Molecular function (GO): protein serine/threonine kinase activity; ATP binding
Source: RefSeq, marked provisional